Molecule: messenger RNA, 777 nt
Organism: Vigna radiata var. radiata (mung bean)
Lineage: Eukaryota; Viridiplantae; Streptophyta; Magnoliopsida; Fabales; Fabaceae
Product: probable pectinesterase 55
Exons: 3
Coding region: 1-777 (258 amino acids)
Biological process (GO): cell wall modification
Molecular function (GO): pectinesterase activity
Source: RefSeq, a predicted model, not a curated record
AUGACACCUGUAGUGGCUGGAAUGAUAAGUGGAGACAGGUCAUCUUUCUAUGGUGUUGGCUUCUACAGUUUGCAAGAUACUCUGUGGGAUGAUAAAGGAAGACACUACUUUAACUCUUGCACCAUAGAAGGUGAUAUGGAUUUCAUCUUUGGUGUUGGUCAAUCUUUAUAUGAGGUGAUAAUAAGUUGUAGCAUAUCAGUUUGUGAAGCGUAUCCAGGUAAAGCAAUUAUUGGUUUCAUCACAGCGCAAGGGAGAAUGAAUGUAGACGAUGAAAAUGGUUUUGUUUUCAAGAACUGCAACAUCCAUGGAUUUGGUAAAACAUACUUGGGAACACCAUGGAGAUCCUAUGCCAGAGUUCUUUUCUACAAAACAACAAUGUCUUCAAUCAUUCAACCACUAGGUUGGCAGCCAUGGAAUUCCAGUGUCGAUGGUGGAGUGGAAUUCUCAGAGUAUGAUAAUAUGGGUCCUGGUUCGGCCUUGUCUGGGAGAGUGAGCUGGUUGAAGAAAUUGGAUUCAUCAACUCUCAUGAAAAUGACAAGUACAGAAUUCGUGGCCCGGAAUGGGGAAUCCGGCGAGGUGGAGAAGUACUGCGGGAGAUUCCUGAUGGUAGCUACUGGGGAAACUAGCGACCCCUUUGUGCUGGCUAUGGAAGCGUUGAGUAGUUUCCCUGGAAAGGUGAUUCAUUCCACUAGAUUCAAGUCAGGGAAGGAGUUCAAAGACGAACAUGUUUUUGUUGUUGGGGCAGAGAAUUCAAAGAGAGAGAAAGAAGAGAGAUAG